This is a messenger RNA of Cylindrotheca closterium, 681 nucleotides long. Lineage: Eukaryota; Bacillariophyta; Bacillariophyceae; Bacillariales; Bacillariaceae. The record is from the annotation of a GenBank genome assembly.
AUGUCUUCCAGCAACAACGGCGAAGCAACUAGGUCCAUCAGCAAGGCAAUCCCCUUGCAUAUGAUUGGUCCAUAUGACAUUAUUUGUGGAAGAUCCAGUGAUGCUUACAACAACAUUGGCAACCGUCGGUUUCGCAUCACAGUUCGAAUGUUUCAAAAGAAAUAUCAAGACCUGGAUGGACGGGGUCAACGUAAGGAUUUUAUCAACGACCUAACCAAGAUAGUGCGAAAUGAUAUAGGCUUUCGAUUCCUUAAGGAAAAGGAUGGUCAAUACUUUGAUAUUGGUGAUGUGGAAGCAAGAAAAAAAAUUGGGCAUGCACUGUUGGAUCACAACAUGAAGAACCGAAAGGGUGCCGACUCUCUCAAAGCUCUCUUCAGUCAAAGGUUCGACUACAAGCAAAUCCCAUGCAAGCUCAAUGCCAAAUGUCUGCCAAGCAGUCUCAAGAGAAAAACAUCCUCAUCUUCUCUCAAUUCCACAUCUACAUCAUCCACAUCAUCCACAGCCUCCAACACAACUACAUCUUCCAGCCUAUCAGAAUCUUCCUCAGGCCAGUCUCUGCGGAACGAGAAUAAAAAUUCAUCCAAAUCCUCUGACAUCUCGGCCUUGGAGUCAGAUGUCUGCAUGUCAUUACUAGGCUUGGCAUCGGUUGGAAUGGGAGUUCAAUCGACGACACUACAAUAG